Triticum dicoccoides is the source of this 1032-nucleotide messenger RNA. Its product is annotated as BTB/POZ and MATH domain-containing protein 1-like. Gene Ontology annotation, biological process: protein ubiquitination. The record is from RefSeq and is a predicted model, not a curated record. Gene Ontology annotation, molecular function: protein binding. The coding region runs from base 1 to 1032 and encodes 343 amino acids. The transcript has a single exon. Lineage: Eukaryota; Viridiplantae; Streptophyta; Magnoliopsida; Poales; Poaceae.
AUGGCGACCACCUGCACGGUCCUCACCGGCGCCGUGCGUGCCGUGAAGCUGCUCAAGGUCGACAGUUUCCGCCUGGCGUACAAGACCAUGCGCGAAGGUGAGUUCCUCAGAACCAGCUGGAACGUCGACGGCCACGACGUCGAAAUCCGGUGGUACCCUGGGACAGCGAUGGCACCGGUCGAGCUCGUGUUCCUCACCAAAACUGCAAGCACCUGCAACGUGAGGGCGAGCUUUGGCUGUCUCCUGGUACACCCGAGGCUGCCGCAGCCGCACAUUGGCAACGAAGAAAAGACCGUGUGGCAUGUGUUCAAGCAUCCCAAGGACUGUUCGCUUCGAGUCUCGCUUGUGGACAGACCCGUUCUGUUGGACCAGACUUCACGCCAAGGAGACUACUUGACCGUCCAGUGCACCGUCACGAUUCUGAAGGAGCUCGCUUAUACGACAACGACGGUGCCUGCGCCGGCAUCCAACAUGCACCAGCACUUCCGGGAGCUCCUGCGGAACGGGACGGGAGCAGACGUCACGUUCCUCGUCUCCGGCAAGGCCUUCGCCGCGCACAAGCUCGUGCUGGCCGCGAGAUCCCCGGUCUUCAUGGCCGAGUUCUUCGGGGACAUGAAGGAGAAGAGCUCCCGGCGCGUGGAGAUCAAGGACAUGGAGGCAACCGUGUUCGGGGCGCUGCUGGAGUUUAUCUACACCGACAAUGUUCCUGAACUUGACCGGGAGCUGGAGGCCGUGGCGACGAUGGCUCAGCAUCUGCUUGCGGCGGCUGACAGGUACGGGAUUGACAGGCUCAAAAUUAUGUGCGAGGGCAAGCUCAUCGGUGGCAUCACUGUCGACACGGCGGCGACUACUUUGGCUUUGGCAGAGCAGCACAAUUGCCCGCACCUCAAGGAGAAGUGUGUCGAGUUUAUCAUCAGUACUCCUGCGAUCCUUGAUGCCGUGGUGGCGACGGAGGGGUCUAAGCAUCUGGAGGCAAGCUGCCCUUCUGCGCUCACUAGCAUUGUCCUGUCUACGCGUGGGAGAAGGAACUGA